AUGUCGCAGCCACGCGAUGAGGACGACGUUAUCAAGAGGAAGGGGAAGGCUUUAAGAACCACCGCGGAACAUCUCCUUCCUUCGGCGGCACCGCCGCCAUCUCUUCCUGAUGAGAUCAUCACCGAAAUCCUGCUGAGGCUUCCAGCGAGGUUGCUUGUUCAGUUAAGGAGUGUCUGCAGUUCAUGGAAAACCCUAAUUUCCAGCUCCCGAUUCGCCAGCGAUCAUCUUCGCCGUUCAAUCACCGCCGCAGAACCAAGCUUGAGCGAGCCACGAAUCGCUUAUCCUAGAUGGUGGCAUAAACACAACCAAUUCGGAGAUUUCUCCGUACGAUCCGUGUUCGAGAAGCCUUUUACAGAAGGGGUCUGCUUCGAGGGAAAACGUGACUACAACAUUAUUGGUUCAUGCAAUGGAUUACUCUGCUUGGUUGAUGCUGAUCAUAAUAAGAUCCACAACCGUGUGAAUGUCAUCUUGUGGAACCCCUGCACUGGAUUGACAUCUCAAGAACUGGAAUUUGAGGGUUUAUUGAAUGUUUGUGGCUUCGGCUAUGACCAUGUUAGUGACAGUUACAAGCUUGUUGGAAUUGUAAAUGAGGAAGAGAAAACACUAAAACCUCAUAAAUCUGCAACCACUAUAUAUACACUUGGAUUGAAUUCUUCAUGGAGAAAGAUUCAGGAUAUGGCAUUUAAGACCAGAUAUAUAGAGAAUAAGGUAGGGGUAUUCGUCCCCGGCAGCGGAACUCUUAAUUGGAUUGUUCCAGGUGAUGGUGCUUUUAAUCCCAUGGUUCUUUCCCUUGAUUUGGAGAAGGAGACUCAUAGUUUGUUUUCCCCGCCUAAUCAUAGGGAUAUGUAUUGUCAUUUCAAAAUCCUGCAGUUAUGUGUGCUGAGGAACUACCUUGCAAUUUGUUGUGAACAUAGAACUCAUUGCCCUGUGUGGUUGAUGAAGGAGUAUGGAGUGUCUGAAUCUUGGACUAAAUUGGCCAUGAUCCCACAGUACCUUAGCAUACACGUUAUUCCUCUGUAUCUUUGGGAAAAUGAUGUUCUUCUGGGGACUGCUUCUCCUUAUUCAAGAAUAAUUAGGUAUAACUUAAACCAUGGCAACUUUAAGUUCCCUGUCAUUGAUGGCCACAGGGAUGGCAUGAUGAAAGUUGCUCCUUUGUCUAAGCACUCGAUGGCGGCGAAGCGAUUCCAUGUUUAUCAUGAAAGCUUGGUUUCUCCAUCACACUGUGGUCUUCUAAGUAGCACAUCUGAAAUGCGUUGGAUCAAACUCAUCAAAGUCAUCAAAAACCCAUGUCUACAAUCUCUUCCAAGUGAAUUCCUCUAUUGGUAA
Messenger RNA from Arachis ipaensis, 1326 nucleotides. Its product is annotated as F-box/kelch-repeat protein At3g23880-like. Gene Ontology annotation, molecular function: protein binding. The record is from RefSeq and is a predicted model, not a curated record. Lineage: Eukaryota; Viridiplantae; Streptophyta; Magnoliopsida; Fabales; Fabaceae.